GCCAGCUUGGGGGGUGCCCUGGCUUAGUUUCCUCUGCCGAGCUGGAGGGGAGGAGCUGACAUGGUGAGGUCUCCACAGAACUGGAAUCAUCAGUGCUGUUACGUGCGUGUGUGUCCACGUGGAUCCCGAGGCACGCCCUGCAGAGCUGGGGCUCCUCAAACAAACAAACCGGGGCCCACGCAGGCUCGCCCUUUCUGUGACCUGGAGUGGAUUCCGGGAGCUGAAAGAGUGAAACAGGAGAAUCUGAACCUCGUCUGCAUUCCCACUUCCUUCCAGGCCCGUCAGCUCAUCCUGCAGUACGGCUUAACUCUCAGUGACCUGGACCGACACCCAGAGAUCGACCUCGCCAUCGACGGCGCCGAUGAAGUAGAUGCUGAUCUCAAUCUCAUCAAGGGCGGGGGAGGCUGCCUGACCCAGGAGAAAAUUGUGGCUGGCAACGCCAGUCGCUUCAUUGUGAUCGCCGAUUUCAGGAAGGAUUCAAAGAACCUCGGGGAUCAGUGGCACAAGGGAAUCCCCAUCGAGGUCAUCCCCAUGGCCUAUGUCCCCGUGAGCCGGGCCGUGACCCAGAAGUUCGGGGGCGUGAUUGAACUUCGAAUGGCUGUGAACAAGGCAGGCCCCGUGGUGACGGACAACGGGAAUUUUAUCCUGGACUGGAAGUUUGACCGGGUACACAAAUGGAGUGAAGUGAACACAGCUAUCAAAAUGCUCCCAGGCGUGGUGGACACGGGCCUGUUCAUCAACAUGGCCGAGAGAGUCUACUUCGGGAUGCAGGACGGCUCGGUGAACAUGAGGGAGAAGCCUUUCUGACCCGACCCUGCAGGAGCGGCGUGUGUUCAUCUCGAGUCCCCGGCCCGCGGCCGAGGCGGACACGCCUCUCCAGGAGCCUUUGCCUUAAUGUAUCUGUGCCAGGCGGACAGCUUGGCAGGGCGGGGGGUGAGGGGCUUACUUCCAGUCUUCUGAAGUAUUGUUAUUAAAUGUCUUUUUACAAAGAGAAAUAUAAACAUAUAUAUUUUUACUAUUAAAAAUACUCAGCUUUUUUUAUGAAGUAGAACUUGAUUUCAUGUUUUAUAUGAAAUAUUUACCAAAAAUAAAAAGAGAAGAGGACUGACUUUUAAACUUUUAACUGAGCCUGCUGGUUAAGCUUCUGAAUAUUGGGUUUGCCGAGAAAUGUAAAUCGCAGCUUUUCUUUAAACUAGUGAAAUGAAGGGCCCGGCCAGCAGUAGUUCCCUGAUGCCUUACUGGAAACUUCGACGUAUGUUUACUUUUCUACCACACUGUUUUGGUUUUAGUUUUUGUUGUGAUCACGCACAAUGUAUAUUUAUGUGUUUUAAGAUGUGAUUUACAUAAGUCUGCUGAUUGUAGCAACGUGGUAUGUAGUGACUCAGAAUGUGUAAAUUUUCAGGGGGGAAAUGUGGGGGCUCUUUUGCUGAGAUCAAGGGGUUCAUUCAGACCCCUGUGGUUGGAAGCAAUUGGCCAGAGUUCCUUGCCAGUACUGCCAAAGCACUGCUGUGAAGCACCUGUAAAUGACUGUCUUGUUUGUUAAUGUUUUUUGUUGUUGUUGUUCCUUUAUUAUUACUUGCAUGGUCUGGCAUCAGAAGUUGUUACCUCUUUAUAUUGUCUGAGGGUUGAAAUAAAACAGUAUGGUGCCGUUUUGA
Vicugna pacos (alpaca) is the source of this 1655-nucleotide messenger RNA. The record is from RefSeq and is a predicted model, not a curated record. NCBI's taxonomy places the organism in Eukaryota, Metazoa, Chordata, Mammalia, Artiodactyla, Camelidae.